Messenger RNA from Anarrhichthys ocellatus (wolf-eel), 1664 nucleotides. Its product is annotated as keratin, type I cytoskeletal 18-like. Gene Ontology annotation, molecular function: structural molecule activity. Gene Ontology annotation, cellular component: keratin filament; cytoskeleton. NCBI's taxonomy places the organism in Eukaryota, Metazoa, Chordata, Actinopteri, Perciformes, Anarhichadidae. The record is from RefSeq and is a predicted model, not a curated record. Gene Ontology annotation, biological process: intermediate filament cytoskeleton organization. The transcript is spliced from 7 exons. Bases 98 to 1402 code for a protein of 434 amino acids.
GACCCGAAGAUUUGCCUCCGUCCUCUCAGCUGCCAAACCCCUUUGCACCAGGACGCACAGCUUCUCCCUCUGAUUGAUCAGCACACUUCUUUUAGCGAUGGAGCCCAUGAUCAGACGCCAGACUUCUCAAAUUCUUGGUGUCCAUUCGGCACCCGCUCCCAGAACCCUACAGAUGGACAGGUCCUACGCCCACAGUGUCAGCGGCGGAGCGGGCGGCCAUGGGAUCAGGAUCUCCACGGCGUACGGCAAUCGGGUUGGCAACAGCUUUGGGGGUGGGUAUGACUGCCAGUCCUUGUCGUCUGGGUCCACCUCUGGAACCCUGGCCAUCACGAACGAGAAGACCACCAUGCAGCAAUUGAACGACCGGCUGGCCAACUACCUGGAGACGGUGAGGAGUCUGGAGAAGGCCAACGGCAUUCUAGAGAUCAAGAUCAGGGAGAUCAUCGAGAAGAAAGGCCCCAUGGAUGGGAGGGACUUCAGCAAGUACAACACAAUCAUCAUGGAGCUGAGGGCCAAGAUAUUUAACAUGAUCAAUGGCAACGCGCAUCUCGCUAUCGCUGUCGACAAUGCAAGCCUGACUUCCGAAGACUUCAGAAUGAAGAUGGAGUACGAGAUGUCCAUGCGUCAGACGGUGGAGGCCGAUGUGGCCAGACUGAGGAAGAUUCUGGAUGACACCAACGUUAUUCGCCUGCACCUGGAGAGCGACAUCGAGUCACUGAAGGAAGACUUGAUCAACCUGAGGAAGAACCACAAGGCGGAUGUUGCUGAAUUGCGUGCCCAGAUCACCCAGGUUGGCGUCCGUGUGGAUGUUGACGCUCCUAAAGGACAGGACCUGGCCAAGAUCAUGGAGGAGAUGAGGGCCAAGUAUGAGAAGAUAGCCCUGAAGAACCAGGAGGAGCUCAAACUAUGGCAUGACUCUCAGAUCACAGAGGUGCAGUUCCAAGUGACUGAGAGCUCAACAGCUCUGAAGGAAGCUACGACCGUGAUGUCAGAUUCUAGGAGGAGGUAUCAGGGACUGGACAUUGAAAUGCAAUCCGCACUUAGUCUGAAAGCGUCCCUGGAGGCCACCCUGCGUGACAUCGAGAUGCGCUACAACAUGGAGGUGGAGAAGUACAACGCGGUCAUCCUGAGGCUGCAGGAGGAGCUCACUCGCAUCCGCUCCGACAUCCAGCGCGACACAAGGGAGUACGAGCACCUGCUCGACAUCAAGGUGAAACUGGAGGCCGAGAUCGCCGAGUACAGGAGGCUGCUGGACGGCGAGUUGGACUUUGUUCUAGAGGAUGCAGUUGAUCAACAGAUGGUCCAGACCAAAGUGGUGACAGUCACUCAGACUCUGGUGGAUGGCAAAGUGGUGUCAGAGACCAAGGAUGUCAAAUCCAGUGAAAAGGUUGCUGGUAAUUAAAAACUGAUUUGGAGGGGAACACCUUUGUAGCAAAGAUAAAAUUAACAAUACGAAGAAUACCAUUCUGCCUGACUGUUUUUUUUUUAAGUCUUUGUGUUAAGGAGCAAACAAUCAUUACGAAAUGUAACAAAACCACUUCAGUCAAGAUAGCUGUUUCCCCUGCUUCCAGUCUUUAUACUAAGCUACGCUAACCAGCUGCUCGCAGUCAAUCUUCUCAUCUAACCCUAAAGAAAAGAGCGCAAAUAAACUUGUUUUCCCAAAU